GAAGAAACGAUCGAGACCCCAGCGGCGGAAAGCCCUAGGGAAGAAAAAUCAAAGUGGAGCUUUAGGCAGAUUCGUAAAAGGUUCUACUAGGAAAAUAUACCGGGCCCUAUGUUAUUAUUUAAUAAAUAUAUAAAUGCAGGGCUUUACCGAAGAGAUUAAAUUGGAGAAAGAUCGUUGGGAAGGGAUGAUCACAAAAUACAACUCAACAUCUCUAAUGGAAUUUAAUUGCUCAUCUUUCGGACAGAAAGAAGAUCAGGCGGCGGAUGAGAACACCACAACAGCUGGGGCAAGUCUUGACACGGAAUAUAAAGCAUUGCAUACUAAGAUUGAUAGGGCAACCAAUCAAAAAAAUGUUACAGAUUUCCUACGCUCACUCCUAAAGUCGAUGUAUGCUCAUGUUGAUGCUGGGGCGUUCAAAGAAGUUGCAGUGGGCAAUGACCCCAUUGACUUGAAGAUCAUAUCAGAGAGAGUUGAGUCCGGACAAUACUAUGAAAUAGUGGAAGUGUUUGCCUGUGAUGUGAGGAGGAUGCUGGCAAACAUUCGCACAUUAUAUGCUCUUGGAUCCAUGCACUCUAUUUGUGCAAGUAGGUUUGAAAAGUAUUUCACGAUGAAACUGAACUGUGAGUACAUUCUGUAGACGACUCCUUAAGCACUGCAUGCAAGUGACUUGGAAUUGCUGCCCUGGCAUGGCCUGUCCACAGGACCGACUUUAGGAGGGAGGCAUCUAGGCAUAUGCCUUGGGCACCAUGUUGUGUUCUUGUGGGCAC
This is a messenger RNA of Cuscuta epithymum, 767 nucleotides long. The record is from the annotation of a GenBank genome assembly. NCBI's taxonomy places the organism in Eukaryota, Viridiplantae, Streptophyta, Magnoliopsida, Solanales, Convolvulaceae.